AUGGGCGACGUGAACGAGCUUAUUAAGAAGACGCAGGAGACGCUCCAGCCGCUGAUUCCCAAGCCGAAGCUUGCGGAGAAGCUCCUCCUCAAGCCGCCGUUCCGCUUCAUCCAUGACAUCUUCACGGCGCUCAUCGCGGCCACGGGGUUUGCCAAGGGCCUCUACACCGAGUUCGAGCUCGACUCGGCCAACAUCAAGGAGAAACACCAAAAGCUGCAGUUCCUCGACAAGAUGAUUUAUUGCGCUGGUCAAUGCCAUGGCCGCGACAUUGACGUCCGGUCUGCCAAGAUCGUCGCCGGUCUCGAGGCCGAAAAUACCAACAUCUUCCUCGCCGACCUCGCAGCCGCUGCGUCCAACCCCGGUCUCGACUGGGGUGGCGCUGUACAAAAGACGCUGGUGGCGUACCCUGCGCUACCUGAAACACUUGCUGGUAGCACGGGCGGUGCAGCACCCGUGGCAGAAGCCAAACCCGAGGCUAAACGCGAAUCGACACCGCCGGCUAAAGAAGCGCCGAAAGACGAUGCUGCGUCGAAGGAAGCGGAUGAGAAGGCUAAGGCCGAAGAAAAAGCCAAGGCGGAGGAGAAAGCUCGGGAGCGUGCACGACGGGCCAAAGAAGAGAAAGCAAAGCAAGACCGCGAGAAAGAGGCCGAACCCAAGCCAUCGUCAGCGAGCAGCUCUAGCCGCCCUUCUAGCAACAGCAAGGCGACUCGCGAGGACAACAAUGGUGGUGGUGGUAGUAGCGAAUACGCCGCGCAGAUUGGUGAAUGCAACAGUGACGUCGAGCGCACAAAAGAUGUGAUUGAGAAGCUCAUUACAAAGCCCAAAAUGUCGGCCAAGCUCUUGGGCAAACCGCCGUUCCGAUUCCUCCAUGAUAUUGUCUCGGAAAUCGCGCGCGCGACAGGGUUUGCGGAUGGACUUUACGCGGGCGACGAGCUCGACUCGAACGCGAUCAAAGAGAAGCAGCCCAAGAUCGACUAUCUCCAAAAGAUUCUCAGCUGCGUUAGCGUACACCUCAACGUCGAGAUCGAGGCCAAGCCUGCAAAGAUCGUCGCGGGCCUCGAGCCCGAAGAAACCAACAAGUUUCUGCAGCUUUUGGCUGUCGCUGCCAAAGCCGGCAACGCAAGCGCCUCAGUGCAGCGCGUGCUGGCUGGCGACACGACAUUGCAGCCUUCACGCUCGGCCGAGUCCAAGUCCAAACGACCAUCAGUGGCAGCGCCACGCACCGACGACCAACCAGCUGCUGACGCCAAGAAGGAAGCGAAGGCGCAGCCAAAAGCAAAGGAGCCGGAGCCUGCAGCAGCAGGACCUGGGCCAAUGAAACCACUCACGGUCACAGGUCUCGAUGAUGACGCGGACCUCAAGACAAAGGCACCCGAUAACGAUGAGGACGAUGUCAAACCUGGUACUGCCAACCGCACGGCACGACCAACGACCGCGCGCCGGCGCCCGCCCAAGCUAAAGGAAAACGUCAAGGAGGUCGGUCGACUAGUGCGCGACGACAAGGCGACGCCGACGGUGGGCAUCAUGAAGGACGGCGACAACGCUGAGAGCGACGACGAGGGUGGCGAGGGUGACAACAGCAUUGGGCGAGGGCGUGAGAUAAGUGGCGACAACGACAGUCACGGCAAGCUUGUGCGCAACAUCCUGAAGGACCAAACCGCGGACGAAGAGGCGAACCGCAAGGCCAAAGACGACGAAGAUGUCAAGGACGUCGACGGUGGCAUCCGGCUCGGGAAACGGCGCAAGUCCUUCAAGGAGAAGACCAAGAGCGGAACGUCGACGGUCGCGGAGAUGAACGAGCUUCGGCUCGCGAUUCAGAAGAUCUGUCAGGCGACAAACCCCGUCGGCAAGUGCAUCGAGUACGUGUACGAAGACAUGGAAGCGAUGGCGCGGGAGCUCGAGAGUUGGAAAAAAGAGUACGAGCGCAAGUGCGUCGUGCUUGAGGAAGAGAAGAAGAAGUCGGAGGAUGCGCUGCAGCCGCUCAACCUGCAACUCGUCGAGGUGGACGAGCAGAUCAAGGAGCAGCUGCACAAGAUCAACACGCUCAAGGCUACGAUCGCCAAGAACGAAGACAAGGCGCUUAAGCUGCUGCGCAUGGUCGUGACGGCCUAA
Saprolegnia diclina VS20 is the source of this 2112-nucleotide messenger RNA. RefSeq lists its product as hypothetical. Gene Ontology annotation, cellular component: ciliary basal body; centrosome; axoneme. Bases 1 to 2112 code for a protein of 703 amino acids. Gene Ontology annotation, molecular function: microtubule binding. Gene Ontology annotation, biological process: regulation of microtubule cytoskeleton organization; intraciliary transport; cilium assembly. The record is from RefSeq and is a predicted model, not a curated record. Lineage: Eukaryota; Oomycota; Saprolegniomycetes; Saprolegniales; Saprolegniaceae. The transcript has 5 exons.